Messenger RNA from Entrophospora candida, 3885 nucleotides. NCBI's taxonomy places the organism in Eukaryota, Fungi, Glomeromycota, Glomeromycetes, Entrophosporales, Entrophosporaceae. The record is from the annotation of a GenBank genome assembly.
AUGCCAUUUGAUAAAGAAGCCGAAAAUGGAAUUAAAACAGGUCAUCAAAAACGAUUAUCAAGUUCUUCAGAUUUACAACAACCACAAAAACGUCGAAUAUAUGUCAACAUACCAUUACCAACGGAAGAACUUGAUCAAUAUGGUGAACCUAAAACAUCUUUUGUAGGAAACAAAAUACGUACCUCAAAAUAUACCCUUUUAACCUUUAUACCGAAAAAUAUAUUUGAACAAUUUCGUAGAGUAGCAAACAUGUAUUUCCUUUUUAUAUUCAUUUUACAACUUUUCCCGCUUAUCGGCAAUGGUAGUUCUCCUAUUAUCUUUGCCGCUCCACUACUCUCUAUCAUAACUAUGACUGCAAUUAAAGAUGCUAUUGAAGAUUGGAAACGUCACACCCAAGAUAACACACUUAACAAAUCAAAAACAAUUAGAUUAUCCAAUCGUAAUGUUAAUAUACCUACAGGUGAUGGUAAACGGUUUAAAUUUUUACGUGGUAUAUUAAAUGGCUUUUUUGGUUCACAGAAAAAUAACAAUCAGAUAGGCCAAGAAAGUAACAAUGAUAAGAAUAAAAGUUACUCAAAGCAAAUGGAAGAAGUUCCUUUGCCUACUAUGCGACCAUCUCAAAGUGCAAAAUGGAUAGAUAGUCGUUGGCAAGAUGUUAGAGUUGGCGAUAUUAUACAAUUGAGAAAUAAUGACCCUGUUCCUGCUGAUAUAAUAAUUUUAUCUACGAGUGAACCUGAUGGUCUUUGUUACGUAGAAACAAAAAAUCUUGAUGGUGAAACAAAUCUUAAAAUUCGUCAUUGCAACAAUGCCACGUCAUCUUUAAUGACGGAGAGUGAUUAUGAACAAGCUUUUUUUUAUGUCGAUUCGGAACCAGCACAUGCAAAUUUAUAUUCAUAUAAUGGCGCUCUACAUUGGGUUGGAACUAAUAGAGAUGGUGCGGACCAUUCCAACGAAAAAAUUGAACCAAUAUCUAUCAAUGAUAUUCUAUUGAGAGGAUGUAUUCUACGUAAUACUGAAUGGGUCAUAGGAUUAGUAGUAUUUACUGGCACUGACACUAAAAUCAUGUUGAAUUCUGGUGAUACACCAAGUAAAAGGAGUCGUAUAGAAAUAGAAACAAAUUUUCAUGUUACUAUGAAUUUUGUUAUACUGUUCUUACUUUGUUUGGGUUCUGGUGUAGCUCAAACAGUUUAUUAUAUUCAACCUCGAAGCUCUGCAGACGUUUUUGGUUACGAAGGAGACAUUGGUGGUGGUGCAUUAUUUAGUGGUUUUUUAAUAUUUUGGACAAGUAUGGUUUUAUUUCAAAAUAUUGCAUAUUUUAUUCAUUCAGAUGUUGAAAUGUAUUAUGAAAAACUUGAUUAUCCAUGUGUUCCAAAAACAUGGAAUAUUUCUGAUGAUCUAGGUCAAAUUGAAUACAUUUUUUCUGAUAAAACUGGUACUUUGACGCAAAAUGUUAUGGAAUUUCGUAAAUGUACAAUCAAUGGCAUCGCAUAUGGUUUAGGUGAAACAGAUGCUAUGCGUGAGAAAAGAUUAAUGCUAGAAGAAAUGUCAAAUUUAUUUGAAAAUAAAUACAUCUCUCGAAAUCUUACAUUUGUUGAUUCAAAAUUAUAUAAAGAUUUAAAAGUUAUGGAUCAACAAUCAAAAGCUAUCCAAGAUUUCUUUUCUGCAUUAGCGUUGUGUCAUACUGUACUAAUUGAACAUCCUAAUGAAAAUGACCUUUAUGAAAUCGAUUAUAAAGCUCAAUCACCAGAUGAGGCUGCCUUGGUUGGUUGUGCAAGAGAUGUUGGAUUUGCGUUUCUUGAACGGUGUCAGGAUACUUUAAUAAUUGAAGUAAUGGGUCAACGUAAAGAGUUUACAUUGUUAAAUGUCUUGGAAUUUAAUAGUACUAGAAAAAGAAUGUCAGUUGUUCUACGUUCGCCUGAAGGAGGAAUAGUUUUGUUGUGUAAGGGCGCUGAUAGUGUAAUAUAUGAACGACUUAGAACACUUUGUAUAGCGUAUCGUACUAUACCAGAAGAAGAGUAUAAUGUGUGGUCAGCAAAAUAUGCAGAAGCAGCAUCCAGUAUUAAUAAUAGAGAAGAAAAGAUAGAAGAGGCAUGUGAGAUGAUUGAGCAUUCAUUGAUAUUGAUGGGAGGAACUGCAAUAGAAGAUCGACUUCAGGAAGGUGUUCCAGAAACUAUAGCCACAUUGGCACAAGCUGGUAUUAAAUUAUGGGUAUUGACAGGUGAUAAAGUGGAGACAGCUAUCAAUAUUGGCUUUUCAUGUAAUCUGUUACAAAAUGAUAUGCUUUUAAUUGUCAUAAAUGCAUCAGAUAAACAAAGUGCUCUUACCCAGAUAAAUGAAGCAAUCAAAAAAUUUUUUGAAAAUCAGAGUGAAAAGAAAAAUAAGCAUGCACUGAUUAUAGAUGGCGAAACACUCAAGUAUGGGUUAGACGAUAGUGUAAAACCAUACUUGUUAGACCUUGGUAAAAGAUGUGAGAGUGUUCUUUGUUGUCGUGUAAGUCCAUUGCAAAAAGCACAAGUAGUUUCUAUGGUGAAAGAAGGAUUAAAUGUGAUGACAUUGUCAAUUGGAGAUGGAGCUAACGAUGUAAGUAUGAUACAAGAAGCAAAUGUCGGAAUUGGUAUUGCUGGUGAGGAGGGGCGGCAAGCAGCAAUGUCAGCAGAUUUUGCAUUUGCACAAUUUAGGUAUUUGGAAAAACUUUUACUUGUUCAUGGACGUUGGUCAUAUAUCAGAAUAGCAGAAAUGAUUUCAUGUUUUUUUUACAAGAAUAUUGUAUGGACAAUUGCAAUGUUUUGGUACCAAACACAGGCUGGGUUUUCUGCAGAAUAUCUUUAUGAUUAUUCAUAUAUCCUGCUUUACAAUCUUGUUUUUACAGCAAUUCCUGUAAUGUAUUUGGGUGCAUUUGAUCAAGAUGUAGAUUCUAAAACUUCUUUUAAAUAUCCACAACUUUAUAAAAGAGGCAUUUUACAACAAGAUUUUACAAAAUCAAAGUUUUGGUUAUACGUAACGGAUGCAAUCUAUCAAUCACUUAUUUGUUUUUUUGUUCCAUAUGGACUACUUCAAUUUGGACAAUCUCAUAGCACUGGAUUGACAAAUAACAGCUUAAAAGAUUUGGGAACUGUAGUGGCAGGAGCAGUGGUGGUAACGACUAAUUUAUAUGUUGGGCUUAACAUUUUGAAUUGGUCAUGGAUGGGAUUUUUUGUCAUUGGUUGUAGUAUUAUAUCAUUUUAUUUAUGGGUAGAACUUUACGCCAUAGUGUAUUCAAUAGGAUUCUUUAGAGUGGAUGUGAUAUUAUUUUCUGAUAUAGAUUUUUGGUUGACGAUUACUUUUGUUGCUAUGAUUAGUAUUAUGCCGAGAUAUAUUGUUAAGUAUCUUCAUAAGUCGUAUUGGCCAACUGAUACAGAUAUUGUUCGUGAACAAGUUUAUCAAGAAAAGAAACUUAGAAAGGGAGGGAAACGAACGGUUGUUGAGGAAGAAGAGGAUAGAUCUCCAAUUAAUGUAGGUUAUACGACUAAUGAUACACAUGAAAAUGCAUUCAGUGGAAAUUCAACGAUGAAGAACAUAACAUCUGAGCCAACAUCAAUAACAACAGCAGCAAUAAAUGAAGAUAUAAAAUCAUCAUCAAUAUUACCAAAUAUCAAACCAAGGAAUCAUAGACCGACAGCAUCUAUGAGAUCAAUUGAACAACUUAUACAUAUGGAUUCUGGUAAAAGGCAAUCGUUUACAGGAUUUGCAUUCUCAGUUGAGGAGAGUGGGUUUGAGAAUUUCAGAAAAUCAUCAUCAUCAAAGAAUUUAUUAUAUCCUACACAAUUACCAUUAAAUCGUAGUAAAUCUUUGCCUAGUAGUUUAUUUAGUAGAUUGUCGUCAUCUAGGAAGUUGGGAUUUCAGUAA